CAUUGGCUGGUUUCACAUGUCUGCUGAUGUGCCGCUUAUGGAUUUUCAAGUAAAGGUUUCAUGGAUCUAUCUCACCAGCCGUCGUUUUCGUAAUUCUCCUUGGCAUUAACAUUGGCGUUUCUUUCAGUGUUUUUCAUACUUUAUAUGGACACUAUUGUUAUUUUUAUAAGCGAAGGUCUCAGAGUCGAAAUUGUUGCUUGUUUCCUCUGGUUAUCUAACCCGGUGAAGAGAAGCUAACAGUUAGCAUCUCAAACCACUCUGUGCGGAAGCUUUUUAUUGCGUUAAAAUGGGAGAAGAAGCCAACGACAAACUUUUAAACGCAGACGAUGGACCUGGUAAUGAAAAAAGUGCAGUAGAAGAUGUUAAGUAUUACACGUUAGAGGACAUAAGAGUGCAUAAUAUGAGCAAUGACACAUGGCUCAUUAUCCACGAGAAAGUAUAUGACAUCACAAGUUUCCUUGAAGAGCAUCCUGGUGGUGAGGAGGUUUUGCUGGAGCAGGCUGGUGCAGAUGCCACAGAGAGUUUUGAAGAUGUGGGGCAUUCCACUGAUGCCAGGGAGAUGCUGGAGCAGUACUAUGUAGGAGAGCUACACCCAGAUGACAGGAAAAAGGAAAAGCCAAAGGAGGUUAAUGUCACAAAUCCAGGAGAAAGCGGCAGCAAUUGGUCCACCUGGUUGAUAUCUGCUGUUGCUGCAGCUGUUGUAGGGGUGGUGUAUCGUUACUUUAUAUUUGAACACAAGUCCUCCUGAGGUCUGCUAAGUGCAUUCACAUCUUGCUUGUUGCAUCUGAAAGCCUUGAAAUGUUGACCAAAACCUCUUCCUCCUGAAUGCACAAUAUUUGUGUAGGUCUUUUAUUCGCAGAGGAUUAGACUGUUCAUGUCUUGCUGAGAGCAUUGGGAACUGCAGGAUGGUCUGGAAUAAUUGCCGUGUGUUUUUAAAUGUCUGUCACUAUAUUGGGUGGUACUUAAGUCUUAACUUAUGCAUUUGACUCUGAUUACCUUAUGCUCUUAGCGUAUGCUCAUACCAUUUAUCUGCCUGUGAAUGAUUUUACUUUUCAAUUUUCAAUUUUUUUGUAAACUGAAAGCCAUUAUUGAAAUAAAUGAAAAUAUUUAUCAUAAUGCAAAAGAUUAUAUAACUUAAAAAGGAUCAACUUUUGUUCUUUUAAUACACUGGUGAAUGGUAUAAUUGAUUUAAGUGAUUAAUUAAGAUUGACUUGUUCAUUUUUAGAUACAUUUUCAGCAGAUAUUUCCCUUGUGUUUAGGUGAAAGUACCUGGCAGCUCUGUGUUCACUUAAACAUAUGCAUUGUCUUUAAAAAUAUACAUGAUGUUCAAUUCAUCCAGAGAGAAUAGUUGUACAUUCAUUUGCUUGUUUUAGACUAUACAUGUUAUUUAAAACCUUAUUGUAUAGAGCUUCACUAUGGAACAUAACAUGCUGCUAUUUUUGCUAUGUUCAAUUCACCUGCCGUUACGUUUCUGAAUAAACAAAAUUUAAUG
Periophthalmus magnuspinnatus is the source of this 1492-nucleotide messenger RNA. Its product is annotated as cytochrome b5. The transcript is spliced from 5 exons. The coding region runs from base 287 to 748 and encodes 153 amino acids. The record is from RefSeq and is a predicted model, not a curated record. Lineage: Eukaryota; Metazoa; Chordata; Actinopteri; Gobiiformes; Gobiidae. Gene Ontology annotation, molecular function: heme binding. Gene Ontology annotation, cellular component: membrane; intracellular membrane-bounded organelle.